Messenger RNA from Penaeus indicus, 786 nucleotides. Its product is annotated as GATA zinc finger domain-containing protein 14-like. NCBI's taxonomy places the organism in Eukaryota, Metazoa, Arthropoda, Malacostraca, Decapoda, Penaeidae. The record is from RefSeq and is a predicted model, not a curated record. Bases 1 to 786 code for a protein of 261 amino acids. The transcript has 4 exons.
AUGAAGUCUGCCCGAGAGGAACGUCGAGGUGACGUGGUGGUGGGUCAGUACUCUGUCAUGGACCCCGACGGGUCUCUGCGUGUGGUCGACUACUCGGUGGCUCCCGGCACAGGCUUCCAGGCCACCGUCCGCAAGGAGUACACGGGCGAGGCUUUCCAGGGACAGGAGCAGAGACUGCAGGCUCAGGCCAAGCAAAAUCGCAACCAGUACCAGCAGAACCGUGGCCAGUACUCACAGAACUACAAUCAAAACCAACAGAACCGUAACCAGUACCAGUACUCAGAAAAUCGCAACCAGAACCUGGAAAAUAGGAGACAAUAUUCUCAGAACCGCAAUCAGUAUCAACAAAACCGCAAUCAGUACUCCCAGUACAGCAACGAGUACCAACAGAACCGCUAUCAGAACCAGCAGAACAACGAGUACCAGCUAAACCCUAUUCCGUAUACUCGAAACCUCAACGAGUACCAACAGGACCGCAAUCAAACCAACCGCAACCAGUACCAGCAGAACUAUGACCAAAGCCUUUCCAGCCGCAACGACGUCAGGUACAACUUCCAGCGUUAUGGAACCAACCGCUUCACUCAGAACCUGAACCGUCCUUCGCCCAGCCUCUACAGCCAGAACCAAAACUACCUUCUGACCCGCUAUGGAUCCGCUUCUCAGAACCAGUACAGCAACCAGUACAACAACCGCGUCUACAACCAGUACAGCGCCCAAGUGAACAGGAACCAGCAGAACCAAGGUUACUCUCCCGUCAGCGUGGUUCUCGCUUCCUCAAGGAACUAA